This is a messenger RNA of Anopheles funestus (African malaria mosquito), 1586 nucleotides long. Its product is annotated as carboxypeptidase B-like. Bases 11 to 1411 code for a protein of 466 amino acids. Gene Ontology annotation, biological process: proteolysis. The record is from RefSeq and is a predicted model, not a curated record. Gene Ontology annotation, molecular function: metallocarboxypeptidase activity; zinc ion binding. The transcript is spliced from 3 exons. Lineage: Eukaryota; Metazoa; Arthropoda; Insecta; Diptera; Culicidae.
UAUAAAACGAAUGUCCCGAAGCGACGGUACGACCAGUGUGCGCUCGACGGUCAAUCUCGGUAGGUGUAGCAGUUACGGUUCUACAAAAGUUCGUAAAAUGAGGUCUCCAGCAGGAGUUCAGUUCGGGCCAGUGUUGGUGACAGUUUUUCUAACCCUAAUUGGAUGUAUCGCAGUGAAUGCCACAGCUCGACGCCAUUCGUACCAUGGCUACAAGCUCUACUCCGUGGAACAGAACAAUCAGCAGCAGGUGGAUCUCCUGCGUGAUCUUCAACAAUCCGCCGAUGAUCUUGACUUCUGGAAGCUUGAUCGGUUGGUAGGUUCGGAAGCCCGUGUUCUGGUACCGCCAUCACAGCAGCAAUCGUUCCAGCUACUGCUCGACACGCAACACUUACGCCAUCGAGAAAUUAUACCCGAUUUCGAAAGGGUACAAGAUGAGCAUCUGUACAGCACCAAAAGAAUUUCCCCGUCGAAGAGUCUUCCGCUCAACAAAUAUCUUCGGUAUAAUGAAAUGGUUGACUACAUCAAUGCCCUCGCAAGGAAAUAUUCCGAGGUGAUGACUGUGUCUGAGAUUGGAAAAUCACACGAAGGUCGUUCGAUUCCUUCCGUUACCAUUCGUUCCCCGAGUAGCUACGCGAGCGUGAGAGAUCGCAACAGUUCUCAGCCAGUGAUCUUUGUCGAUGCCGGUAUUCAUGCACGUGAAUGGGCCGCGCCAGCUACGGCUAUGUAUAUGAUCAGUGAGCUGGUGGAAAAUGCCGCUCAAAACAAGGAUCUACUCGCAGGUCUAACGUGGAUCAUUGUCCCAAUCGUCAACCCCGACGGAUACGAGUACAGUCACGAACGGGAGCGACUUUGGCGCAAAACACGCCGACCGGCUGGACGUAACUGUUACGGCAUCGACGGUAACCGUAACUACGAUUUCCACUGGGCCGAAAUUGGUGCCUCCGAUGCACCGUGUGCCGAAACGUACCACGGCGAACGUUCGUUCUCCGAGCCGGAAACACGUGCCAUCCGGGAUGAGCUUCUGCGACUGAAGGGUCGCUGCAAGUUCUACCUAUCGCUACACACGUACGGUGAAUAUCUGCUGUAUCCUUGGGGAUGGACAUCGGCACUACCGGUGGGAUGGGAAAAAAUUGACGAAGUAGCACAGGCAGGUAAGCGCGCUAUUCAGCAUGCCACCGGUACGUCCUAUACGGUCGGUAGCUCCACCAAUGUGCUGUACGCGGCGGCAGGUGGAAGUGAUGAUUAUGCGUUCGCCGUCGCUGACGUACCGAUAUCGAUCACGAUGGAAUUACCGGGCGGUGGUUCGGCUGGCUUCAAUCCACCACCGUCCCGCAUUGAGGAGAUCGUGAAGGAAUCGUUCGUGGGCAUUCGGGCAAUGGCGUUGGAGGUGGCAAAAAACUACUCUAACUGAAGUCAUACACGUUGCGGUACAAAGCAACAGCUGUAAAACGGGAGUCGCGUAAUGAUGUAGCAAUGUGUAGUAGUUUGUAGCUUUAUUAUUUAUCUGCUUCAAAAUGAACAAGAAUACCGAUGGUUUGUGUCUCAGUUCGCGGUAUAAUAAAAUGAUUAGUCAGUAAACUGGUAAA